CUUGCGUCUAAUGUACAGCACCGGGCACUCCUCCCCCUCCACCACCUGCGAGAGCACGGCCCCCUGUCUGAAGCGUCCAUCUAUAACACAAAAGGGAGAGAGAAAUUGGGUGAAUGUAAAAGCCCCCCCCGCAAAGUGCGGCUUUAACUUGCGUGAACGCCUGCUGACACUGCUCCGUCCACUGGACUGUGUCUGGAGCUCCCUUUUUAGUGAGAUCAGUCAGCGGGCUGGUGACGUCCGAAUAAUUGGGUACAAAUCUUCUAUAAUAGCCAGCCAGCCCCAGGAACUGUCUCACCACCUUUUUGGUCUUGGGCCUCGGAGAGGUCGCAACCGCCGGCGUCUUAUCAAUUUGGGGACGCACCUGACCAUGACCCAAGUGAAAGCCCAGAUACCGUACCUCCACCUCCACUUCCUUGGGUUUGCUGUGAGUCCUGCUCGUCACAGCGAUCUCAGAACCGCCCUCAGAUGCUGCAUGUGCCGCUGCCAAUCAUUACUAUAAAUGAUGAUGUCAUCUAAAUAGGCAGCGGCGUAAGCUGUAUGCGGUCUGAGGAUCUGAUCCAUGAGACGCUGAAACGUAGCCGGGGCCCCAAACAAACCGAAAGAAAGUGUUACGAAUUGGUGUAAUCCAAACGGUGUGGAGAAGGCUGUUUUUUCACGGAAAAUUGGUGACAAGGGGAUCUGCCAAUAACCCUUCGUCAAAUCCAAUGUCGAAUAGAAGCGAGCAGUGCCCAACUGAUCGAGCAACUCAUCAACGCGAGGCAUUGGGUACGCAUCAAAUUUAGACACUGUGUUGACUUUCCUAUAAGCCACACAGAACCGCACCGACGCGUCGCUCUUAGGCACUAGAACAACCGGGCUGGACCAAUCGCUGUGGGAUUCCUCUAUUACCCCCAUAUCGAGCAUUGCAUCUAAUUCUCCAUGAACAAUUUUCUUUUUUUGCUCGGGCAAUCUGUAGGGGUGGCUACGGACCACAACCCCCGGCUCGCUCUCAAUGUGGUGUUGAAUGAGGUUCGUACGACCCGGAUAAGAUGUGAACACACCCGAAAACUCAUGCUGUAACCUGGAGACCUCUUCGAGUUGGUACGGUUUAAGGUGUUGUCCUCAAGUGACUGGGGUGAGCUGAUAACGUUUUGAAACUACCUCAGGCCCGAGCGCCGCCCUCUCCGGAACCACUGUAGCCAAUGUCACAGGGGCCGCCUCCCUCCACAAUUUCAGGAGGCUGAGGUGAUAUAUUUGACGUGCGCCCCCCUGUAUUGGUUCGUUUGACCUCAAAAUCGAGAUCCCCCACUCGUCAUGUGACUCAAAGGGUCCUUGCCACUUGGCGGGUGUUGAUGUGGGGAGUAAUAAGAGUACUUUAUCUCCCGGUGCAAAUUCCCUUAGCUGAGUACCACUGUCAUACAGCCGGCGCUGACGUUCUUGGGCUCGGAGCAAAUUCUCCUGUGUUAGUUUCCCCAAAGUGUGGAGUUUUGCUCUGAGAUCAAGGACGUAUUUAAUUUAAUUCUUAAUAUUUGAAGUCCCCUCCUCCCAGGCUUUGCGCAAGAUGUCAAGCACACUGCGUGGGCGCUGCCCAUACAGCAGCUCAAAUGGGGAGAAGCCGGUGGAGGCUUGUGGCACCUCUCGUACUGCGAAUAACAGGGGGUCGAGCCAUUUAUCCCAAUUUCUAGCAUCCUCGUGCAUGAACUCACAAAUCAUAUUUUUGAGGGUUUUAUUAAAUCGCUCCACUAGGCCAUCUGUCAAAGGGGCCACCUCCCUCGGCCACACCAUCAUGGAAAAGGCAUACACUGAUUCUCCCCGACAUUUUGAAAUAGUGGAAAAGUUUGUUUCGGUUCAUCUUUAUGAAACCUUAAUUUUCCUCCAAGAAAAGCAAAGAUUGCCCAGUUGAGAUAACAUAGUACAAGCUAGUGAGAAUCGACUUAAUACCCAAUAGUUCAUAAAGCUUGCAUAGUGUACGUGACAUAAAAGUUGUGCCCUGAUCGAUGAGAAUUUCUUUCGGAAUCCCCACCCAGGAGAUUAUUUUGUAGAGUGCCUCCGCAACACUACGUGCGGAGAUGUUACUCAGAGGCACUGCUUCUGGAUAUCACGUUGCAUAAUCCACCAGAAACAAUACAAAGCGAUUUCCGUGUGCUGUCCGUUCUAAUGGCCCUGACGAAGUCCAUCCCAAUACUCUCGAAGGGGACCUCGAUCAGUGGAAGUUGGCGCACUGGCACUUUUGGGGUGGCCGGAUGGCUUACCAGCUGACAUUCGCGGCACGCCGCACACCAACUGCGGACAUCUCCGCCAAUGCCCGGCCAACAAAAACGGGCUAUUAGACGGUGUAGUAUUUUCCUUUCUCCUAAGUGACCUGCCAUGGGAUUAUAAUGAGCCGUCUGGAAUACUAUUUCCCGACGGCUCCAUGGUAUCAAAAGCUGGGUUGUAUUUUCUUCUGUUUGAGCAUCCUGCGUCACUCUGUACAACUGCUCAUUUAUUAUGGCAAAAUAUGGAUAUGAAGGAGCGAUGUCUGGCUGGAGUUGUCGACCAUCGAUUACUCUCACUUGGUCGAAGGCGUGCUUGAGGGUUUCGUCCCGCGACUGCUCCAAAGGGAAGUCCCCCUCAGGGAGUUCCCUGAGAAGGGGAGAGUAGCCUCUGUAGCCUCUCCCCUUCCCUCAUCAUCCUGACGUGGAGCUGUCGAGGACUGCCCAGGCUCCGCCUCCCCUGCAAGAGCAUCGCACAUCUCACAUCUCCCUAUUUAAGUGCAGGACCCAUCUGCGCAAAUACCCUUUAAUACAUUUCUAAAAUCCGGCCAAUCAGUCCCCAAAAUCAGUGGAUGGGUGAGACGGGAACUAACCGCUGCCUCCACUAUAUGUUUUUUUCCCCGGAAUUUGAUCACCAGGGUUACCAUAGGAUACUUUUGUAUAUCCCCAAUGCUUGGUGAGUACCCCCCUUGACACUUACCGGUAUCUGGUAUGCUCCGGCCCGACUGGGGGCAGCCUGCGGGAUAUCGGAGACCUGCACCACCUUCCCCAGCUCCAUCAGAGGGCACUGAUCCCAGAAGUGGUCCGGGUCUCCGCACCUCCAACACGCUGACCCAGGCACUACGCCCGUACUUGCGUCGGAGGGCGCCCCCACCUGAGGGCGAGGGCUGCUGAAGGUCGGGAAGGGGAAUGUGUCACCUCCCACGGCCGGGGAGCUGGCCUCGGAAAUCCUCCUCACCUGCGCGGGGCAGGAAUGGGCCCUGGAGAGAGAGUAGAGCGAGAGGGUAGAGGGGAUGGGGAUGAAACAGGGAAAAACACAGGGGGAGGAGAGAGAGAGAGAGAGAGAGGGCGGGCUCCUCCACCCUCGGGAUCGCCGCCAUAUGGUCCUCCGCAAGCCGGACGGCUGCCUCCAGCGAUGCCGGGCGAUGGCACUGGACCCACUCUGCUGUCCUUCUUGGCAGACAUUGUACGAACUGCUCCAGUACCACCUGGUCGAUCAGUCCCUCAAUGUCGCGGUUCCCCUCUAGCAGCCAUCUCCGGCAGGCGUCUCGGAGCCGCUGGGCGAAGGCGAAUGGGCGGUCGGAAUAUCUCCAACUUCAGGCUCUGGAUUGCAUGCCGGUCCUCUGCUUGAGCCCGCAGGAUCUCGAAAAACCGGCGAUCCUGGUCUUGCCGGAGCUCAAGCAGGGUCUGAUGGUGGUUUUGGUGCAAACCAAUGAGGGACUGGAGGACCUCCGCCAACUGGGAGGACUCUACGGGCGACUUCCUUCCAUCACCUUGGAUAUUCGUCCCGGGUUUCGGCACCAGUGUAAAGACUCCACAAAUGACAGCGGACAACAGGUUCCUUUAACUCAAGAUCAUUGAACUGAACGGUGGUCAGCCUCCCCUUACUUACAAACGUUUCCAGACUCUAAUCAGCCAAAUGGACCAACCAAAGUUGCCAGUAGAAACCCUUUCCAAUACCAUCAUGGGCAGCUGUGUCACACCUGUCUCCGAAGACCAUGGGGAUAAAUAUGGUGUGCCCUCCCUGGAGGAGCUAGGAUUUGACAUUGAGGGACUGCCUUCUGCUGUUUGGCCAGGAGGUGAAACUGAGGCAUUAACAAGGAUUGAGAGGCAUCUGGAGAGAAAGGCUUGGGUUGCAAAUUUUGAAAGACCCAGAAUGAAUGCCAACUCUUUGCUGGCCAGUCCGACUGGCCUUAGUCCCUACCUCCGUUUCGGCUGUCUCUCCUGCCGCCUCUUUUAUUUUAAACUCACAGACCUCUAUAGGAAGGUAAAGAAAACCAGCACUCCUCCCCUCUCCCUCUAUGGUCAGCUGCUAUGGAGGGAGUUUUUCUACACUGCUGCUACCACCAACCCACGCUUUGACAAGAUGGAAGGCAAUCCAAUCUGUGUGCAUAUCCCCUGGGACAAGAACCCAGAGGCCUUGGCCAAGUGGGCUGAAGCUAAGACUGGUUUUCCUUGGAUCGAUGCCAUUAUGAUUCAGCUGAGGCAGGAGGGCUGGAUCCACCACCUGGCCCGUCAUGCUGUGGCUUGUUUCCUCACCCGAGGAGACCUGUGGAUCAGCUGGGAAGAGGGCAUGAAGGUGUUUGAAGAGCUUCUGUUGGAUGCUGACUGGAGUGUGAACGCGGGCAGCUGGAUGUGGCUCUCCUGUAGCUCUUUCUUUCAACAGUUCUUUCAUUGCCACUGUCCAGUGGGUUUCGGCAGGCGCACUGACCCUAACGGCGAUUUCAUUAGACGAUAUUUACCUGUUCUCCGAGGUUUCCCUGCCAAGUAUAUUUACAACCCGUGGAAUGCCCCAGACUCUGUGCAGGCUGCUGCCAAGUGCAUCAUUGGAGUCCACUACCCCAAACCCAUGGUGAACCAUGCUGAAUCUAGCCGUCUCAACAUCGAGAGGAUGAAGCAGAUCUACCAGCAGCUUUCACGCUACAGAGGACUUGGACUUCUUGCCUCCAUACCGUCAACACACAAUGGGAACGGGAAUGGAAUGGCAUACUCCCCAGGGGAACAGCAGUCCGGGAACAACACACCAGCUCCAGCCGUAUUGGGCAGUUCUGUUGCUAGUAGUAACAGGAGUGAAAGUCUUCUGCUGAACUUUGACACUGAAGAACACCAGGGACCAAGUGGAAUUCAGCAACAAAAACAACAGCACCAACUAGGUUAUCAAAACACACCUGACCACAACAUUGUAAGAAACAAUCGACUUUACCAAUGUAAUAUGUCACAUGACAUGGCAGGCCCCCAACAUUCAGGACACCUGCUGCACAAAGGAGGAAGUGUGAUGGGCAAGAGGGAAAGAGAGACAGAUCAAGAUACUGAAGGUGAGGAUAACGCCCUCUCCACUUCUUACAAGCUACAGCGACACAAUGCAGAGGUCACUUCAGAUCAUGCUACCAGUGGGAACCUGUCAAGUAUGAAGAGUUAGAUGGACAUAUCAUCAUACUGAGCAAGAGAGCUGAAAAACAAGGCACUGCUUGAGAGGUGGCUGACUUUCCUCUUUUUGAGUUUAAAUCAGUUUCCUUUAACAACUUUCUCAUCUUUGGAAAAAAAUAAAAAUGGUUAAUUUGU
Molecule: messenger RNA, 5513 nt
Organism: Xyrauchen texanus (razorback sucker)
Lineage: Eukaryota; Metazoa; Chordata; Actinopteri; Cypriniformes; Catostomidae
Gene: cry3a
Product: cryptochrome circadian regulator 3a
Exons: 12
Coding region: 3871-5370 (499 amino acids)
Biological process (GO): negative regulation of DNA-templated transcription; circadian regulation of gene expression; entrainment of circadian clock by photoperiod
Cellular component (GO): cytoplasm; nucleus
Molecular function (GO): DNA binding; FAD binding
Source: RefSeq, a predicted model, not a curated record